This is a messenger RNA of Dermatophagoides farinae (American house dust mite), 1183 nucleotides long. RefSeq lists its product as uncharacterized. The record is from RefSeq and is a predicted model, not a curated record. Lineage: Eukaryota; Metazoa; Arthropoda; Arachnida; Sarcoptiformes; Pyroglyphidae.
AUGUUCAAACAAAUUAUCGUCAUUUCCGCAUUUGUUUCGGUUGCGAUUGCUGGUGGUUUGAAAACCGCUGGUUAUGGUGUUGGCUAUGGUGCUGGCUAUGGUGCUGGCUAUGGUGGUCUUAUUGCAUCCGGUCCAGCUCUAGCUCCUGGUUUAGCUCUUGCUGCUCCUGCUCUUGCUCCAGCUGCCUUGGUUUCCGGUCCCGCAUAUGCUAAAACAGCAGCUUAUGCUUCUGCUCCGGCUAUUGUAACGGCUGCCGUACAAUCACGACAUCAUGUCCAAUAUUAUGAUGUUCCAACUACUCGUCAAAUUACACCAAUUACCAUUGAUGUUGGUGCCAAUGUUAUUCCUGUCAACAUGAUUUUCCGAUCGGCAUCAUCACAAUUGAAUGUUGAACAAAAUCAUCUUAAUCAAGGCGGUAGUGUACAAGAAACAGCUAGUCAAGAUGAACCACAUAUAUUGCGUCAUAGUGUUCAAAAACCUAUUCUUCAAGAAAUUAGAGAAGUCAUUAUUCCAAUGCGACGAAUCCAACAGGAAAUUCAGCCAGUACAGGAAGAAGUUUCCACUUUGGUCGCUCGUGGACAUCAACAAACUGUUGUUGCAGCUGCCCCUGUUGCUGCUGCUCCAGUUGUUGCCGCAGCCCCAAUUGCUGCAGCCCCAGUUGUCGCCGCAGCCCCAGUUGCCCCAGUAGCUGCUGUUUCCGCUGGCCCAGCUUUAGUUGCUUCAGGUCCAGCUUUGGCUGCUGCCCCGAUAUCUGCUGUUUCCGCUGGCCCAGCUUUUGUUACCGGAUCUGCUUUGGCUUCACCAGCUUUAAUUGCUGCUGGUCCAGCUGAAUUUGCUGGUACUACUACUUUGCUUGCUCAAGGUGGUCCUGGUUUUGCUUUUGGUAAUGGACAAUUUGCAGGAGCUGCUCCAUUUUUUGCCGGUAAACUCAAAUAUCGUAAAUAAAUCGUAUUGAACAAAAAAUCAAUACUCGCACACACACACCACAAAUACCAAUCACCUCGAGACCUCUUCUGGAUAAUUGAAAGAAACAAAAAAACACCCACUCUUUCACACAUCACCAUCCUACACAGUUGAAUUUGAAUUAUGAAAAAAAGCCACACGCUUACAUCACAGUAAAUAUUGUUUUGAGCUUAUUUUUGUAUCCACAAAUCACCGAAUCAAUCAAUCAAUUAUUCAUUUU